Messenger RNA from Oreochromis niloticus (Nile tilapia), 3027 nucleotides. RefSeq names its product zinc finger protein 451 (gene znf451). The record is from RefSeq and is a predicted model, not a curated record. Bases 242 to 2965 code for a protein of 907 amino acids. Gene Ontology annotation, biological process: regulation of transcription by RNA polymerase II. Gene Ontology annotation, cellular component: nucleus. The transcript is spliced from 14 exons. NCBI's taxonomy places the organism in Eukaryota, Metazoa, Chordata, Actinopteri, Cichliformes, Cichlidae. Gene Ontology annotation, molecular function: RNA polymerase II cis-regulatory region sequence-specific DNA binding; DNA-binding transcription activator activity, RNA polymerase II-specific.
CCCGGAUUAGAUAAGAGCGCAGAGGCGGACUUUGUUCUCUCGUGUAUUUUGUAGCAAGCCCAAGCUCCGUCCACGCGGCGCACUCUGCGAACAAAAAAACCGCACCCGCUAUAUAUGACGUCUGGACUAGCUGCGUUUACGUUUAUUUGGGAUGUUGUAGCAGUGAGCUACCAAUCUGACAGAGUGAGCAACACAGGUGCAGAGUGGAGAUAUCACUGCCAAUAAUAGUCUUCACCAGAGUAUGGUUGGAAGAACAACCCCCCAGCAGAAGACGAGUGAAAUUCUCGGUGACAUGAAGAUGUCCUCUCCAGUUGACGCAGAUGAAGAUGAGGUGGAAAAAGAAGUCGAGUUUGUAUCAGAGGGCCCUCUCAGACCAGUAUUGGAAUGUAUUGACCUGUUGAGUGACAGUGAGGAUGAGGGAUGUUCAUCAUUGCCCGUUACACUUGAAGAUAAAAUCAGCCGUCAUAAAGCACGUGUUACGUCCACCCUGGACAGACUGGCGCACCAAGUGGCUGUACAGAAAAAGGAACGAGCAGAUAAAUGCAGAGCAUUCAAGGAGAAGCAGAUCCUACAAAAAGCUCAUGGACAACAGGAGCUGGCUGUUAGUGCUGUAAAUGGCAUUAAUCAGGAAGCCAAACGUUGUGUAGACAUGUGGUUAAAGAUGCCAGGUCUUAAACCUGGAGCGAUCAGUGCUGGUUCCGAGGGAAGACAAAGAGCUUCUUUCCACAGAAGUAUCUCAACUAGGCAUACUUGUCCAGUAAUUAACUGUGGUCGAGUUUAUGAUAAUGCUUCCCUCCUUGAUGGACACUUGAAAAGGUUUGAUCACUCCCCAUGUGACCCGACUAUCAAUCUUAAAGGAAGUCCCUCAGAGUUCUUUGCCUGUGUUGCAUGUGGAAAGAAUUUUCAGGCCAAAGAAUCCUGGAGGAACCAUGUUAAGUCGAAGGUGUCCUCAUCUAAUCCUGAUGGUCAUAGCAUCAACCAGAUCUAUCAGCGAAUUGUGUGUUUUGCAUGUCCUGCCUGCUACCACCUCUUCAACCUCAGAGACGAGUGUCUCCAGCACAUGUCAGCCGAAAGCCACUUCAAACACUCACUCAUCUUAAGAGAAAGUCCGCUGCCAGUCCCUGUCCCUCAACAUGUCAAGAAUCGUCUCAUCGCGUUGUGCAAAGAUGUAGCGUUCACUGUCCGCUGCUCUUUGUGUCAUAACGUACUGAUCUCUCAUCAAGCAGCUCAAGCUCACUUUAAUGUGUACUGCAGACAGGGCUGUGCUGUGGCCAAAGCUGACAAGACGAUAGUGCAGGUCAUGAAGCAGCUGCAAGUGCGAGGACAGUGUUCUGUCUGCUGUGAAAUCUUCCUCAGCCAAGCUGAAGUUGAGAAACACAGGGAGUCGAUGCAGCAUGAAAUUGAACUCAACAAUACAAUGGCAAAAGCACUUCUUCAGCACUGCAGGUUUAGUGAAAUUCAACACUCGAAGAGAGCUAGAGACUCAAAAGACACAGAGGAGACCACUGGCCUUGCAACACCUCUCAAAAGAAACAAGAAGAGCGGUGACCAUGACAGAUUUCCAGCUAAUCGGCAGUGCCUGGGCACAAGUGUGACUGUCACCAGUAGCGGGAGCGUAACAGCUUGGUGCUGCGAGUGUGGUCUUCAGUUCUCAGAUGAGGCUGGAGCCAGUAAGCACCUUCUGGCUGUGAACCAAAUUUUCCAUCAGUGUGGCGUGUGUGGCAAACAUAUGGGGGAGUCUUCCAUUGCACGUCUGCAUAUGAGUCGCUUUCACGGGGGCGCUCAUCUCUCCAACUUCCUCUUCUACUGCCGCAAGUGCAAAGUGGAAAUGCCUCGGUACGAAGACAUCCUGUCACACGUGUCCGGAGCUCACAGCGGACACACGUAUUUCAGUGAACAAGAAGUGCCUGAGCAGCUUCCCAUAAUCGUUGAUGUCAAGCCAUCCACUAGCAGUGACAUCACAUUUCACUCCUUGUCUGUGGCCAAAGUCCAGCUGAGCACAGAGGUGUCUUCAUCAAAAGUAGAGCAGUCUUGGAUGUGCAGGAUGUGCGAGGAUGUCUUUGACUCGGAGGUUGCCGUCCGCAAACACUGUAGCGAUGUUAGUAGUCACAGCUUUCAGAGAUUCGUCUGCGGACACUGUCCUCAGAAGUUCUUCAAAGAGUCCACCGUACGGAGACACUGUAUGAAUGAGCAUGAUGGGGUCAUAAAAACUUCCUAUUUCUGCGGCCUCUGUGACAGCAUGGAGUUCGGAUCUGAGGAGGAGUUUUUUGAGCACUACAAGAAUCUUCACAGUAAGGACUACUACUGCAUGGAUGACGUUGAAGUUGUUCAACCAGAUGCCGCCACUGCCGCUGAGAGUACCAGUCAGUUUACAUGCCCGUGCAUGGGUUCAGAAAAAAGUAAAGCAGACAUGAAAGCCACUUACACACAAUGCAUGAGGAAUCUGGCUGCGGAAGAAAAAUGCCAGUACAUCUGUGUGCCUUGCGAUGUAUCUGUUCCAUCCUAUGCACAGAUCAAGACUCAUGUCCACACAAAACACACAGCCUUGAACCUGGACAGGAGCUUUGACAUCAGAUGCAAAGACUGCCAAGAGAGUUUUAUGGAUGUACCGAGUUUCCAUAAACACUACCACUCGCAACAUUGUACACUGGAUCCCUGCAUGAGUUCCAGGACCUGCAGGAAAGGCUCGAAAGCAGAACCCACCACUCCAAGAAUACCUAAUGCUGUGGAGAAUAAACCAGAGAGCAACGAGAUUGACGACGAAACGCUGACAGUUUUCAACACUGAUCACACCAAUGACAAGAGUGAAGUGCAGGAAGUUGAAUCGGAUGACGAAAUGAAACGCGCGCUGUCUUUGAGUGCAGAAGAAGCGCAAGAGUCAGCAGGCUCUUCAGAAAUUCAUAAAUUACCUUCCUACUGGGGACAAACAGUAAAAGACGGUGACGUGAGCUCAAGCAUAGGAUGACACAACGUUCAUCCGACCAUCUCAAUCUUCAAUGCUCCAUGGUUAUGAAAUAUUUUCAGAAA